Messenger RNA from Postia placenta MAD-698-R-SB12, 891 nucleotides. RefSeq lists its product as hypothetical. The record is from RefSeq and is a predicted model, not a curated record. The coding region runs from base 1 to 891 and encodes 296 amino acids. NCBI's taxonomy places the organism in Eukaryota, Fungi, Basidiomycota, Agaricomycetes, Polyporales, Adustoporiaceae. The transcript has 3 exons.
AUGUCUUAUCAUUCUUUGCGCACCUCGAUGCAUGACGAUACUCGUGAUGCAUUCGACUACUCCGUAUUAUUCGGACCAACAGCAGACAACAUCGUCUAUCCUCUUCCUUACUCCAGUUCUAAGUCGCUUGAGGAUAUACGGGAGACAUGCCUGUCCGAGAUCAUUCUCCCAGCAGCUUCAGGUUUCGAGAUGGGCGCUGGAGUGGUACUCGGAGGAGCAUCAGAAUUCAAUUUGGUCUCAUCUAACCCCACAUACGCAAUUGGUCAUCGAGGCCAUAUCAUGGCUAACGGUCGUGGGUGGAUUCAGCACCCAGAGCCAGAUCCUUUCCCUCAUAUCGAUCCGUUUAUUCUGGAUCUGAUCGCGACGGGGUCUGGAAUAGAUGACAGCGACGAGACAUCAUGGCGCUACACGCCUCCCGGACAAGAACUCAGUAACACUAAACAAACCAACGGCGCCAGCGAAGACGCCACAGAAUCUGACGGGCAUACGGAGACACCUCUCCUCGCCGAGUCUUCCCCGGAUCUAGCGUACCGGCUCGCAAAGCCACGCUCCCCCGCAAAGGCAAGGAAGACAAAGAAGAUACCACAGCGGCCACGCGCACCUGCGAUCAAGGCAACGCGGCCCCAAGUGGCGUCGAAGGGGCCGCUCCGGUGCGAGAUAUGUCGUCGCAACAAAGACACAAGGUCGGAGUACGCCCACCAAGCGUCCCUGAAUCGGCACAUACGAACAGCGCACCUCGACUCCUCACGAUGGCAAUGUACCUUGUGCGACAAGUCAAUGAUCAGGAGCGACGCACUGGGGCGGCAUCUAAAAAAGCAGCACCACAUGUCCGACGCGAGGGCAAAAGCGGUCGUCGCGCAGAUUGCUGCUAGCAAGUAUCUCACCGGGUGA